Molecule: messenger RNA, 4784 nt
Organism: Mya arenaria
Lineage: Eukaryota; Metazoa; Mollusca; Bivalvia; Myida; Myidae
Product: ATP-binding cassette sub-family C member 5-like
Exons: 31
Coding region: 244-4467 (1407 amino acids)
Biological process (GO): transmembrane transport
Cellular component (GO): membrane
Molecular function (GO): ATP hydrolysis activity; ABC-type transporter activity; ATP binding
Source: RefSeq, a predicted model, not a curated record
GUCAAGUGGACUUUGUGUUGGUCAUAUGUCUUAUGAAACACAUGUCAUUUGGAAAUAAUGAGAAAUCUUACUCGGUUUUUAUAAGUUAUUGCUAUUAAAACUACUGUACGGGACUAACGUACAUGCUAUGCUCUGCAAUAUUUACCCAUGGUUAGUGAUAACAGGAACACAAAGUCAACUGUAUUUUAAAGAUACACUUAUAUAUGAAAACGAAAGAAUCACACGCAAAGAAUUAACACUAAAAUGAAGGAAUCAAACGAGAAUGGAGGCGAACUGCCGGCGAACGCCCUGGACAGGAAGGUUUCUCUGACCGGAUAUACGAAUGUGGUUCUGGACCACUCCAAGCCUGAUAGGUUGGAUGAGGACAGGGAUAAACUCAGGGUGCGUUUUGCAGAGAUGCCGUCGAUGAGCUACGAUGGAGGUAUAAACAUUCCGAUAAAGAGGAAAUAUUCAGUUGCUCUACAAGUUCUAAAGCCGUUUAGACCUUCCUCCAAGGAUGGAAAGCUUCCUAUCAACAAAGUUGGAUUUUUCUCGUACGUGUUCCUGACGUGGUUCUCUCCACUGAUCUGGCGAAUGUAUCGCAACCGUCACGAACCAGUGGCCGAAAAAGACAUAUGGCAGUGUUCAUCAGCUGAUGGCGUAAUGAAGAACGCUGAAAGAAUGGAGCGUCUUUGGACAGAGGAAGUCGAACGUAGUGGUGAAAAGAAGGCGUCGUUUUAUAGAGUGUGGGUGAAAUUCAUUCGGACGAGAACGCUGGCAACUCUUGUGCUGCUGAGCAUCAAUGCACUUUUCACUUUCCUGUCAUCAGCUUUUCUGUUAAACCUUGUUGUAGCUUAUCUUGAAUCAGUGUCAACGGAUCUUACAUAUGGCAUCGGUUUGACGGUUGCCAUGUUCGGGUGCGAAAUCAUACGCGCCCUCUCCUUUUCCAAUGUGUUUGUGUUUGGAGCGCAGACUGGAGCCAGAUUUCGGUCCGGCUACAUGGGCAUUAUGUACAAGAAACUCCUCAAACUACGUACUGUUAAAGGAAAAACAAGUUCAGAGAUAAUCAAUGUGUUCAGUGUUGAUUCCUACCGCGUGUACAUUGCUUCAUCCGUCUGCGUCUUCCUCCUCUCCGUUCCCAUCUAUGCCUUGAUCGGCACCGUAUAUUGCUACUAUUUGAUUGGUUAUUGGUGCUUCGUCUCUAUAGGAACAUUUGCAGUCUGUUACCUUGGUCAGAUGGUCCUUACGCGAUUGAUGGAGACGUUGCGAAGAAGCAGCUCGCAAUUCACCGAUACUCGGGUGCGGCGAAUGGGAGAAAUUUUAAACAGCAUAAAAUUCAUAAAGAUGUAUGCGUGGGAAAAGCCGUUUAAUGACGCAAUACAAGAGGUUCGAUCCUGUGAACAAACGUACGUGUUGUAUUCGGCCCUGGUGAGUGCUAUCACUGGGUCUAUCAUCCCUGUCACACCGACCAUUGCCUCAGUUGUCACCAUAACAGUCUAUACUGCCGUCGGAAACGACCUCUCGGCAUCAACGGCUUUCGCUGUAAUAGGAACGAUGAACUUUUUACGGAUCAUAGUUGCACUGCUCCCGUUUAGCCUGCGAGCAUACGGGGAGGCCAAAGUCAGCUUUAACAGAUUAGAGAAACUUCUUUUGAUGGAUGAGUAUAGUACCCCGAGCUCUGACACAUACGACAAGACGAAUUCACUAGAAAUGAAGGCCGCUUCCUUUGUAUGGGAAUUGCAACCUGAGUCUAAUUCCAAUGAAGCAUUAAAGAAACGACCCAGUGUGACAAGCCUUAGUUCAAGACGGGAGAGUGUGAACUUGUUUCAAUUGAACGAUGUUUCAUUAGAUGUGAAAAAGGGUCAACUUCUAGGUAUUUGCGGGACAGUUGGUUCCGGAAAAUCAUCCUUAAUUUCGGCUUUACUCGGACGAAUGCUACAAACAAAGGGUCAUCUUGCCGUCGAUGGAAAUGUUGCAUACGUGGCUCAACAGGCUUGGAUAUUUAAUGCCUCACUCAAAGAGAAUAUUCUUUUCGGCAGGGAAUUUGACGAACAAAAAUACAGAAAAGCUAUUCAAUGUUGCGGUUUGGAACCUGAUCUAGAGCUUCUCAAAGAUGGAGACGAAACUGAGAUUGGAGAGCGUGGUGCUAAUCUUAGUGGAGGCCAAAAGCAAAGGGUCAACUUGGCACGGGCGGUGUACAGUGACAGUGAUAUAUACUUUCUUGAUGAUCCGCUUAGUGCUCUAGACGUUCGAGUUGGAAAGCUUAUUUUCCACGAGUGCAUCAAAUCUCAACUCGCACGGAAAACUGUUAUUCUUGUAACGCAUCAACUGCAGUACCUCAAAGAUUGUGACGAGGUUGUUGUGAUGGAGGGUGGAGAUAUUGCUGAAAAAGGUCAACACAUUGAGCUGAUUAACAAUGGUGGUCUGUACACUGACAUGUUUAGGAUUUUUGACAGUACAUCGAUGAGUCCUCGAAAAGCAAUUGGGCUAGGGGAUGGCGAGCCUGCGCCGUCUAAGAAAGAACCUCUCAAAGAAAGAAGUGUGAAAACUGAAAAUGGUACAGCUGCUCCACCUCUGUCAAAAUCCAACGGAAUUCUAAAGAAAAAGAAGGGAAAAGGCAAACUGGUUUUGGCGGAAGAGGCUGGGAUUGGCGAGAUCGGAUUUUCUACAUACCAUUCCUACAUAAAGGCUGCUGGCGGAUGGCUUACCACCGUGGCAGUUAUAUUGAUGUAUUUUAUAACUUCUGGCUCUCUUACUUUUACCGACUGGUGGCUUAGCGAAUGGAUCGAUUCACUUGGAAAACAGGAAGCAAAUAGUUCAACUUUACAGAAUGAGUCAAUUCCAAAUACAACGUAUGCAGCCCCCAGUGAUGUAAACAACACGUUGACAAUUGCUGCUGAAGGAGGGAUUAGCUAUGACACAUAUUUCAUUGUCUACAUUAGCUCAUUGGCUAUGAUAUUGGUCACUUUACUUGUGAAUGGUUUUAGUCAUGCAAAGGCUUCGAUAAAUGCAGUCAACCGGCUUCAUAACUUAUGCCUUGACCGUGUGAUGAAGGCUCCAAUGUCAUUCUUUGACUCAACCCCAACCGGCCGAAUCCUCAAUAGAUUUUCGAAAGAUUUGGAUGAAGGUGACGUCUUUCUACCACAAGUGACAAACUCACUUCUUCGAAUCCUUAGUUUGACCCUUGUAUCCAUUGCAUUGUCGGCGUAUAUUACGCCAUGGAUUCUAAUAGGGGUCGUUCCAGUUGUGAUCGUCUUUUAUAUCAUGAAACAGAUUUCUACUGUGACAAUAAGACAACUGAAACGUCUGGAAAAUAUUACCCGGUCGCCUCUGAUAAGCCAUGUAAACACCACAUCACAAGGUCUUACAACGAUUGUUGGUUAUGAACAGCAGGAACGAUUUUAUGAAAGAUGUUCGAAUUUCGGUGACGUCGCUUCGUUGACGGUGUUUCUAUUUGACGUUAGUAUGCGGUGGAUUGGAUUGCGAUUAGACCUAGUUGCAGGCAUAAUGACAGUCUCGUGUAGCUUGAUUUUCGUCCUGACAAAGGGUCUCAUAUCUCCAGCUGCAGCUGGACUUGUACUUGGACUUUGCGGAAGGACUGUAAGCAUUGUCCAGUUUUUGGUCCGUUUGAUGAAUGAAGCUGAGGCCAGAUUUACCUCAAUUGAAAGACUCCAAGAGUACAAAACGAACUUGAUUUCCGAACCACAAGAUGAAAAGAAGGUUGUUCCCCCAACAUGGCCUGAAAAUGGUGGAUUAACUUUUCAAGGCGUUGUCAUGCGUUAUCGUCCUGAGAUGGACCCAGUGUUACGCAAAGUAAGCUUUAACAUCCACCCAAGAGAGAAGAUCGGAGUUGUUGGCCGCACGGGGGCAGGGAAGUCCAGUCUGGCAGCGUGUCUCUUUCGACUGGUGGAAAUAAGUGAAGGUGCAAUCACAAUUGACGGUGAAGACAUUUCCUUACUUUCCCUAAAGACUUUGCGAUCCAAGGUCUCGACCAUCACACAGGACCCGGUAUUAUUCUCAGGCAGUGUAAGAUACAACAUAGAUCCAUUCUCCCAAUUUAAUGAUGACAUUAUAUGGGAAGCUUUGCAGAAAGUCCACAUGAAAGAAAAGAUUGAGCAGUUUGACGACAGCCUGGAGGUGGUAGUGGACGAAAAUGGAGAAAACUUCUCUGUCGGCGAGCGCCAGUUGCUCUGUCUGGCAAGAGCUGUCAUCCGUAAAAGCAAAAUUUUACUUCUUGACGAGGCUACUGCAAACAUUGAUACAUCGACAGAUGCCAUGAUUCAACAAACGAUCCGCAAUUGCUUCGCGAAAUGUACGGUUAUCACAAUUGCGCACCGACUCAAUACUGUUCUACACAGUGACCGAAUUAUCGUGCUGGAUGCUGGACAGGUUAUGGAGAUAGGCACACCUCAAGAUCUGCUUUCGAAUCCGCACUCGUUUUUUAACGGCAUGAUUGCUGCCCAGACAGUGAAAACACCAUCACCAUAAUCACGAUUUGAACCAUGGGUCACCUUAAGAUUUACAUUCGAAUCCGCCCAGACAGUGAAAAAAGUCAUUACCGUUAUCACAUUUUGAACCCCAAGAAUAAUUCCAUAACACUGAUACAAUAACACAAUUUAGUGGUAUACCUUUCAAGAUUGAAAAGUUGAUUAGUUAUAUAUAUUUGAGAACUUAUAUGUCACUUUUCUUCAUGAUCUAUUCACGUUAUAUUGAAGUGAACAACAUUUUUUCGCAUUUAUUUGUAUUGAUCACUGCUAUAAUUGUUUAAUGUAUUUUUGAACUUGAUCAUGUUUGUUGUAUCAAAA